This is a messenger RNA of Papaver somniferum (opium poppy), 1761 nucleotides long. Its product is annotated as cellulose synthase-like protein G3. Gene Ontology annotation, biological process: plant-type primary cell wall biogenesis; cellulose biosynthetic process. Gene Ontology annotation, cellular component: trans-Golgi network; plasma membrane. The transcript is spliced from 4 exons. Bases 1 to 1761 code for a protein of 586 amino acids. Lineage: Eukaryota; Viridiplantae; Streptophyta; Magnoliopsida; Ranunculales; Papaveraceae. Gene Ontology annotation, molecular function: cellulose synthase (UDP-forming) activity; mannan synthase activity. The record is from RefSeq and is a predicted model, not a curated record.
AUGAAAAACGGAGAGAAAACCUCUGCGUUUCCUCUGAAUAGUUAUGAAGUGCAUCCAAGAACAAUACCUAGUCGUGCAUUCAUGUUAAUCUAUGUAUGUGGAAUCAUAGCUCUACUUUAUCAUCAUCUAACCAGUCUCAGAAUCCAUUCAGUAGAUUUAUUACCAUCAAUCCUUCUGUUAAUUGCUGAUUUAGUUCUAUCCUUCAUGUGGGUUGCAUGUCAAGCUUUUCGAUGGAGUCCAGUUCGUAGAAAAGUUUAUCCAGAGAAUCUGUCAAAAGUCGUAGAUGAAGAUGAUCUCCCAACUUUAGAUGUUUUUAUUUGUACUGCUGAUCCAUAUAAAGAACCUCCUAUGGAAGUCGUGAAUACUGCAUUGUCUGUCUUAGCAUUUGAUUACCCUUCAAAUAAGAUAUCUGUUUAUGUUUCUGAUGAUGGAGGAUCUCAAAUGACUCUUUUUGCAUUGAUUCAAGGAUCAAAGUUUGCCAUAGAAUGGUUACCAUUUUGUAAAAAGCAUAAUCUCAGUAAGAGAUGUCCUAAAGUGGUUUUCAACCAGCAUGAUUCUGAUGCUGAUCAGCUUAGAUCGUGUAUCCCUCAAGAGGAGUUUCUGAAUAUGAAGAUUUUAUACGAGGAAAUGAGAACAAAGGUAGAGCAUGUUAUGGGACAAGGCUGUGUAGACGAUGAUAUGCUCGUUAAUGAAGAAGAGCGUCAAGUAUUCAGUAAAUGGAUUUACUCGUCAAGAUCAUUCUACAAUCAUUCAGAUACUGCAUCGGCAAUAAUGACUAGCGCACCAAUUGUUCUUUGCAUUGACUGUGACAUGUACUGUAAUAAUCCUCAAGCUCCACGUCUAGCACUAUGCCAUCUACUAGACCCCGUCGAAGGCUCAAAAAUUGCUUUUGCUCAAUUUCCUCCACGCUUCAGAGGGAUUAAUCCAAGUGAUAUAUAUGAUAGUGAGUUCACAAGGCCGUAUAUAAUAAAUCCUGAAGGGUUAGACGGGAUUGGUGCUGUCAAUUGUGUUGGCAGCGGUCCCUUCGUUAACCGAAAAGCAUUUUAUGGUGCCCCAACUCAAUCGAAAGUAAACAUAUUCCCUGGAUUCAACGGUGAUCAUGAAGGUGCUUUGGAUAGAAGAAUAACAAUGAGUAGUUCAAAACUAAUUUUGGAAGCAGCUAGUAGAGUUGCAGACUGCAAUUAUGAACAAGGGACAAAUUGGGGAUUAACUGUCUCUGAUCCAUGGUUUUAUCUCUACGCAUACCUCUUUUUAGCAACAUAUAUUCAAGAUUUCAUAGAGGGUUAUUAUGUAUACGGUAUAAACCUCAAAAGCUGGUGGAACGAACAAAGAAUGUGGUUGAUGCGAGCAGCAUCGUCUUGCGUUUUUUCAUUUAUAGAACUCAUACUGUACCAAAUUGGUAUCAUGCCAGAUUUCAGCCUUACAAGCAAAGUCAUCGACGAUGAACAACAAAAAAGAUACAACCGAGAGAUAUUUGAUUUUGGAGUAGAUUCGCCAAUUUUCAUGAGCUUAUCAACAUUUCCAUUGGUCAAUUUAGUCUCAUUUAGUUUUGGGAUCAUGAAGAUAAUAUUUAUUGAUGGAAAAUUAGAAGAGAUGUUGGUUCGGUUGUUUCUAAGUGGAUUUCUGUUGGUGAAUUCCUGGCCUAUUUAUGAAGCUAUGGUGCGGAGAAAAGAUGGAGGAAGAAUGCCUGCGAAAGUAACUUUGCUAUCUGCUCUAAUCACAUUGGUUCUUUGUUAUGCGUCCGGAUUCGUUACGAAAUGA